GUACCUAGUAAUUCAUCGUUGCGGCGCGCGCGCUUGACACAGCACAGCACGCAACGCAGUCCUGGUUUAAACUGCCUGCCACACAGUUAGUUUUGCGACGGCAUCCCACACCCAUUCAUUCAUAGCUCGCGGCCUGCUCUGGUUCUAACUCUGACUCUGACUCUGACUCUCUAUUCUAUUCCUGCUAUUCUGUACUCCUGCUGAAUUCGAACACGGCCAUGAGAAUUGCAAUCCUCUCCUCUUCCUCUUUGGACCUUGCUUGUCCGCAAUCCCAGUAAUUGCCUUGUAAUUUGCCCAUCGCCCAUCGGGGGCUCUUUUGGAUCAGAUCGCCCAAAAGGAGUCCUCAGACCACCCCCUCUGAUCUGAACCGAACUGGAACUUUUGCAACUGAUGCUCAUCCCCGUCGCGAAUCAUGUCUAUUCUCUCGAGAUAUUCUUUGCGCCAAAAUCGCGGGUUCUUGGGCUCGGACAGUUCUGCUCUGCCAUCGCAGGAUGCACAGGAUCGUCAACAAUUGCGCUACGAGCUUGACUUGAACUCAUGGAACUUUCGCAUCUGGGGUGUUUGCGCCUCUGGCUUUUUAACAGACUCCUAUAAUCUCUUCUCGACAAAUGUAAUACUCGCUUCUAUCGCGUUUGUAUACUGGCCAAAUGGCCCCGAAUGGUCGGGUCUACUCAUUAACUUCUUUACACUCUUGGGAUCCGUCGUUGGUCAGAUCCUCUUUGGCUACCUUGCGGAUCGCUAUGGUCGAACUCGCCUCUAUGGCGUUGAGCUCGUCCUGGUUAUUGUUUCAACGAUUGGAGUCGCCACUAGCAGUCAUGGCUACAAUGAUCUCUCCUUUCUCGGGUUGUUCAUUUGGUGGCGUUUUGUCAUGGGCAUUGGAAUCGGAGCUGAAUACCCCCUCAGCGCUGUCAUCACAUCGGAAUGGUCCAGUACACAAUCUCGCGCCACUAUGCUCUCGUCUGUUUUCAUGAUGCAGCCCAUCGGCCAGGCGCUGGCACAGUUGGUAGGCCUGUUUGUCCUCCUCGGCUUCGAGCGAAGUCACAACCUCCAAGGAAUGCGUUGCGGGCUCGAUAUAUUGCAUGAAGAGGAAUGCAAAAAGGCAUUGGACGGCGUCUGGCGCAUUGUCAUCGGGUCGGGUGCCGUCCCUGCACUGCUCGCCAUCAUCUUUCGCUUCUUCCUGUUCGACUGUGGUAUCUACAGCCUUGAGGUCAGGAACAAACCGAGGAUGGCACUGGCAAAUACUCAAAGAAUCUACGGUGCGCCCCAAGGUGUUGGGCUAGAAACAUUCCCCAGCGGAGGUGUUAACGGGCGCUCCAUGAGUGGCGGUGUUGGCGGACAGAACUCGUUCCCGAUGAACCAAUUCGUUCAAACACAAGCACCAGCAACAUAUCAGACUACGUCCCCCGACGGGAACCACCAUGUUGCACCUUCAUAUCGCACAAAUGGCCUUGGAGAUGGGAUGCAUCUUGCGAGUAGCUCGCAGCAGCCGAUGCCAGUGCAAUUUUCGAGAGAGGACCUCCACAACUACUUCAUCCGCGACGGGAACUGGGCAUAUCUGCUGGGCACGGCGGCAACAUGGUUCUUCUUGGACGUUUCCUUCUAUGGCAUGAGCCUCGAUAACAGAGGCACUCUGUCGACGAUGUGGGCGACCACCACGCCGACCAAGAUUGACGACUCCCUCGAGUGUUGGAUAUCAUCGCUUCGCGGGGGGAACUCUACGGUACCGAAUUGGGCCACCGAUGGACUUCCAGUUUGGUCGACCGACGCGACGCACCCCUGCAACACCAUCUACGACGUGCUGAUCGAGCAAACAAAGCAAUAUCUCUUGACCGUCUCGCUUGCAUCCAUCGCAGGCAGCGCUUGUUUCGUCUUAUUUGCCAACCGCAUCCCUCGACGUCAGUGGCUCACAGCAUCCUUCCUCGUUCUAGCUGGCUUCUUCGUCAUCACUGGAUGCGUCUACUAUGGCGUCCAUCAACAAAAGGGUGCUCCGGCCACAGUGGUGUUUGUAGCCAUCUGCCACUUCAUGUUCAACUUUGGCGCCAACACGUUAACAUUUAUCAUACCAGCCGAAAUCUUCCCGACCUGCUAUCGUUGUCUGUGCCACGGAAUAUCUGCUGCUGCAGGGAAGCUAGGCAGUCUCGUUGCUGUUCUAGUGGUAUACGGAAUAAACCAGUCAUAUCAAGCAGAAAAUAGACAAGGACUCAUCUUUCUCCUAUUUGGCUCUGUGGCUGCUGUGGGUGCCAUCUUCUCCUGGGCGUACCUACCGGAUUCCCAACGUCGCGUCGAGUACGAUGGCAAGAGUUACCUCGAGUCCAAAACGCUCGAGGAGCUUGGCGAAGGAAGAGUCAAAGCACGACUUGGGGGCGAGCUGGUGACGAUAGAAGAGAAGUGGGAUGCUAUCAAGAGGAGGAAGAGAGGGUCCAUGAGAAGCGACCCCUCUGUGCCAGAUGGGACUAUAUAGAGGCACCGUGGUAUUUCGAACUGUAAUUAUCACAUAUUUGCCGUCUAAGCGCCAUCGCCAGGCGUUACGUUCUUCAUACAAAUAUCCACAAUGAAAUAGAUACCCCUUAACCACAACCGGGAUAUGCCUGGAAACGGUACAGG
Molecule: messenger RNA, 2604 nt
Organism: Fusarium verticillioides 7600
Lineage: Eukaryota; Fungi; Ascomycota; Sordariomycetes; Hypocreales; Nectriaceae
Exons: 5
Coding region: 413-2461 (682 amino acids)
Biological process (GO): transmembrane transport
Cellular component (GO): membrane
Molecular function (GO): transmembrane transporter activity
Source: RefSeq, a predicted model, not a curated record